This is a messenger RNA of Patiria miniata (bat star), 6105 nucleotides long. Its product is annotated as nephrocystin-4-like. The coding region runs from base 711 to 5366 and encodes 1551 amino acids. The transcript is spliced from 32 exons. Lineage: Eukaryota; Metazoa; Echinodermata; Asteroidea; Valvatida; Asterinidae. Gene Ontology annotation, biological process: protein localization to ciliary transition zone; negative regulation of canonical Wnt signaling pathway. Gene Ontology annotation, cellular component: cytoskeleton; ciliary basal body; ciliary transition zone. The record is from RefSeq and is a predicted model, not a curated record.
CUGACUAAAACAACUCCAAAAACCUUAUUUUGCCUUAUAUAGACAACAGGAAUUUAUGAAUGGGAGCAGGAUUGAGCUUCUACUACACAAGACAUGCCUCCAUAUGGCCAGCUUACCCGGUUGUACACAGACCAUACAGUGGAGGAAUUUUUGCCUUAUAUGGACAACAGGAAUUUAUGAAUGGGGAGCAGGUUUGAGCUUCUACUACAUGAGAGACAUGCCUCCAAAUGGCCAGCUAACCCAGUUGUACACAAACCAUACAGUGGAGGAAUUUUUGCCUUAUACGGACAACAGGAAUUUAUGAAUGGGGAGCAGGUUUGAGCUUCUACUACAUGAUAGACAUGCCUCCAAAUAGCCAGCUAACCCGGUUGUACACAAACCAUACAGUGGAGAAAUUUUUGGUGGGAAUUUCUGUGCAAUAACUUAAAUAAACAAUUCCCACAGCCUGAGUUUGCCUUAUAUGGACAACCGAAAUGUAUGAAUGGGAGCAGGUUUGAGCUUCUACUACACCAGAGACACACCUCCAUCUGGCCUGCUGACCCAUUUGUACACAAACUCAUAAUACAGUGGAGAAAUUUGCCUUAUAUGGACCACAGGAACUUAUGAAUGGAAAACGUAUUUUUGCCUCUACUACACACAUUAUAACAAACAAAAAAACACAGAGGGUGGAUAAAAGCUCAGUAAAUUAUCUUGUAUAACUGCCACACAAGAUGUCUACCGGACAAUUGACACAACGUGGUUUCAAAAAGGGGCUGACCCCGCCUACUAUCACUCUGGCAACGCCCCCUAUCUUCGAACCAACUCGUACCAAUUCCAACUUGUCGUGGACAGGGAACGUGUCCGUUACACUUGGCACGUUUCCAAGCCCGGUUCCCAAUGUGUUUCCUUCAUUCGAUCGCGUCGCUACGCCCAAAGUGUCGCAGACCAAGGACGAAGUACGAGAGAUCGGUGUGCUGAUUGAAAAAGGGCGUGUCGUUCCCGCCAGUUACCGGCGGACAUUGGUUGCUCAGGAAGGUGGCAGCGAUGAUUGGGUCCCGUUUUGUAUCACGAUUGUUUGUGUAGAUGGACUUAGCCAGGGUUACGUUAAUGAGGAAGAAGAGAUUAAAGUUGAGCAUGAAGUCAGACUACAUCUUUAUGAUGUGACGUACAAGGUGUUCUUUGGCCGUUCAUGGGUUGGACCACGACAGAGUGUGAUAAAAGGCCCCACGAACACUGCCAGGCUUCCAUAUAAUGUGCCUGUGUAUUUCCAUACAUCGUUGGCGGAUCCCAACAUAGUCGUAGUGGUUGAAGUCAUACGAGUGACCACUUCAAGGAAUGGUCAAGUACAGUGCAUGUCCAGCGGAUGGGGUAUCCUAAGACUGUUUCAUCAAGGAGACUUCAGCGAUACGUCAUCGAGUACCCCAGCUCCAGUCAAGAGACUAGAUCUACUUCAUGGUUCCCCUAGAGCUCUCUUAUUCCUGGGAAAUGAAAUCGAAGGGAACAAGAAGCUGACAGCGAUAUCAGACUGCCAGCUUUGCUACACGAUACGCACCCAUCGUUACAUGGAUAAGAUCAUGCAUCUCGUUCCUGAGAAUGUCCUACUGUCUGGCAACGACAAGAUCCCUGGCGUAACGGUGGUGGACCCAAAAGAUGGUGGAGACAGUCUACGCAGACCUAGGCCUUUGAAGCGACUCUCUGCGGCUCUCGACAAGAUAUCCAUCCUAGUCUACCCAACUUUAGAUGAAUUUGAAGAAGAAUUGUGCAAGCAUCUCAAUCUGGACCGCCUUGCUUUGGAGCAAGCUCAGUCCGACAAAGGCAGCGUAGCGGUGUUGGAGCGAAGGCUGCAGAUUGGCGUUCACAACGGAUGGGGUUACGUCGGAAAGCCACAGAUCGUCUUACUGGACGCGCCGGACACGUUAGCCCGAGGACACAACAGAGGAAGCAAGAAGCGGACGAAAGGAACUUCAAUUUCUGCGCCAGAAUCGAGAGAAAGUCUAGGAGCGGCGUUGUUGGUCAAAAGCAAGAUCACCCUGUCUCAUCUGGUGGAGGAUCCGGCCGUCGCAGUGGUGUUUCUACUGGAGUACAUCAUCUCCUUGCCGGCAUCUACGCAAGACAGAAAGUUAGCCGUGAGCAUAAACAGGGCGCAAACCCAAACGAUCGGUCUGCGUUGGGCCGCAUGGACACCGACCUACAAGGAGAGAACGAGUGAAGUAUCGAUACAACUGCAAGGCGGAGCCAUACCGAACCCUGAUAACAUCAUGGUCUACAAGAAUCAAAGCGCUGAACUCAGCGAGAAGGGGAUGUCGAGGUUAGCGGCGGGUAAAAUCACAUUCAACUUCAACAUCAAGAGAGACAGUGAUUCAAAGCCAAUUUCUCCUCAGCCAUCGCUACCACCGGAUACCCCAGGUCGUCAUCCCUCUGUUGCAUCUCUUCGAUCACAUACAACAGCAACAGACCAGGCAUCUAUCGCAGAUGAUAUGCAGCCUACCCUAACAAGCAGACCACCAUUGCCUAGAAGUCCACGAAUUCAUGAAAGUGGUUUUCCAUCUCAACCCAUGAGCCUUCAACGGCCAUACCCUGCUAUGAACCAACUCAACACCAACCAGUCCGCAGGACCUCAACACGUCAGUAUUCAGCAGCAAUAUCCCACGACAUUGCAUGCCUUGCCUCCGUCCGCAUACCCAAUGGAAAUCAAACAUAUGGAGGUUGCCACCCCUGUUGGUAGCGGUGGUGGCCCCGGUGAUCUCGAAGAGCUGCCAUUUACGCCAGUCCAUGCACCCAUUAUGCCUGUGGGACCGUACAUGUCAAGUGGCCAUGCAUUGAGUCGAGCAUCAUUUGCGCGUCUGAGCCAAGCGGGGUUCGCUGAUCUUCGAGACAGGAACGGUGAGGUCGCAGAGGUGAUCGACCCCACCGAUCAAAUCAGUCUCAAUCCGCACAAGGAGAGUACGGAUCCUCUACAAUGCAACGAGAUCAUUGUACAACUUCUAGCCUUCUCAAGGGUGCUUAAUUUUCAACAGACAGCACUUCCCAAUUCUCCCAGGACGUUGUUCUUCACUUUCCAGUUUUACAGAUAUCCACCUGUCACAACUGAGAGGAUGCUUCUUGGGGACGUGGAGGGGAACUUGACCGCCGACUCGCAGAGUUUACCGUGCGUGUUGAGGAAGAUGAGUAACGAAGAGGCAAAAACGGAAGAAAUACCCGGCUGGAUGGUUCGCUACAAUGUGGACCCUAGCUUCUUGAAGCCUGGCGAGAAUAAACUCUUCGUCAAGUAUCUGUACCAGCAAACGCUGCACAUUGAUGUAUGGGACGGUGACUCAUUGCUACUCAUCGGCUCAUGCGCGGUUGAACUUAAGCAUCUCCUACGUUGCAGUCGUGAAGCUGUACAGGUGACCCAUGAGCUGGACGUUAUCACAACGGAGUACGGUGAGGACACCAACGUCAUGACUGGGGACUUGGCAAGAAGUGGCAGUGUACGUCCUGUCGGAAUCAGAUCCAUCUUAAAGGGACACCUUCAUCUGAGAUUAGCGAACAUCGGUCAUCCCGUAGACGUGAAGGUCGUCAAGGCAACGACAAUGCAUCCUCAUGAUUCAAAGGUGGUGGUGCAAGAGGACGACAGCGGUGCUUUUCUAGGAGGAAGCGUCAAUCUCAAUUCCAGACCAAGUGGUCUUGGACUGGCUAAUUUGAAGCAGAAGCGUAGCUACGUCGCUUCCCACAUGGCAGCAGCUGAUCGCGACCUCGCGUCAGCCUUGCUUGCGACACGCACGGGACCGAGUGAGAACGCGUCCCCGACAAUGCAGAGGGAAGGCGAUUAUAAGAGACAACGAAAGCUGGCGAGAAUGGAAGCUUUAAGACAAGCGCAGGCUGACGACGCACAGAGAAAGGGACUCAGCCAAAGUUUGCUGUUGAAGAAAGAAGAGAAGGUGCACCGAACCAGAGAUCUGAAGACAAUGGAGCUGUAUCGGGAUCGAACCAAGAAAGAAGGAAUUCUAUCGAUGCUUCAGACAGCUAUUACUACUGAACACACAAUCCAUCCUUCGUUUGGUGAAGCUGAGUUUUGGGAGUAUGUUUUGCGGAAUCCAUACAAUGUACAGCACACCAUUCAUAUAGAAUGGGAUGAUCCAGAAUUGAGCAUCAUCACGGAUCCCAGAGAAUGGAGGCAUUACAAGCAGCUGUUCGAAACCUACACAGCAGUCGAGGAAAACAUGUUCACCGAACAGAACAAAGAAAACGUGAACGGGUCAGGCCUCCAGUUGUUCCUCCGACCCAAAGAGACUGUGAAUAUCCCCUUCAAGUAUCGCAGCUUCAAGGCCAGUCAUUCUGUACAACCCCAGGGACCUCAAGUUACUUCCAAACCGUAUUUUAAGAUGCAGACUUUACCGGAAGAGAAAAAAGUCGAUCUUGCUUUGGAGUCUAGAAAUAUCAAGAUCUACUUCAAGACACAGGACAGCAAACCUAUCGCCAUUCUCUCUCUCAAUGUGGAACCUCAGCCUCAUGUCAUCAAUCAAACGUUCCGAUUCCAUCAUCCUGAGCAAUCCUUCCUAAAAAAGUCCAUCAGGUUGCCGCCAUUCCACUCCAUCGCAGGUAUACAGCAUGGUGUCGGGGCCCUGGGCCAGCUGUUCGUCAAAUGCAGCGAUGAAAACGUCAUCUGUGACACCAAAGCGGUACCGGCUGGCGAACCGCAAGAUGUCUUCCUCAAAGUUGCGUGCGGUCCGUCACCCUCGGUCAAGAAGAUGUUGAUCCUGAUAUACUCCACGCCUUACAUGUCCAAGCCUCUGCAGAUCUGGCAGUUUUACAUCCAUUCACUCCAGCGCGUGGACGUAUCGUGUGUCGAAGGUCAGACCAGCCGACAGUCUCUCAUACUGAGAGGAACGCACGCGUCCAGACAAGUGCAGUGUUUCUCCUCACAUCCCACUGAAAUGCAGAUUCUGCCGUCGGAACCAUUCAUGCUUCUUGCCCAUGCUGUAUACGAGAUCCAUAUUGGAGUGCGCCCGCUAUCGGUCGGCAGCAAAUUCAUGUACAUCAAUGUUGUCGAUAAGGAAUAUCAUCAGCUGAUCCGGUCUUGGCUGGUAUGCGUGCAGUGUCGGCAACCGGUCAUCUCCAAGGCUUUUGAGCUUCAGUUACCAGUUGGUGGCGGAAAAGGUUCCAACAAGCGAAUCACCUACACUAAUCCGUACCAGCAAAGUAAAGAAUUCAACAUUCGAUGUAACAGGGACGAGUUGCUGCAGUUUAAAGAGGGACGAGUUAAGAUUGGAGGUGGUGAGACGUAUGGCCUGGGCUUGCGUUUUGCGCCAUGCCAGCAACCAGGCAUUGCGGAGAUCCUCAUCUUCAUCAAUGACGACCAGGACAACAACGAGGAAACAUUCCAAAUCAGGGCCAUUUAUUCAUAGGGCUAGACCCGCCCCUUAAACGGUCAACCUGAAUUCCCAUACUGUGAUUAAGGAAAACUUGGGCUCAGCUGGGGUAAGACUUGGGCUCAUUGGUAGGGUUUCCAGUCCUGAAAAAAAUCCUGUACAUGAGAUUUAGGUUAUCAUGAGAAUCACAAGAGGGCGCCAUUUUGCCUUACUUGGUGUCUUGAAUAUGCAUGAUUAAUUUCUCAGGUUUUGUCUAUAAACUAUUAACAGGGCUUGCUAUUGGCAAGCAAAUGGCAACUGAUCUGAAAUAAAAACUUUAAUAGGCAUGUGAGGCGCAAUUUGUGGAAUAAAGGUGUUUUUAAGGAAAAACAAUUGGCAUCUUUCUUUUUCACAACUACAAAACAAUAGAAACUUUUAAGGCCUUUUUGUCAGUAUUUUACUUUUUUGACGUGAAUGAGUGCGAACCUUAAACUGCCAAAAUUUGUGGGAGAAUUUUACUCUCUUUCGUAAUAUCUGCAUUUCGUAAUAUCUUCUCAUAUUGCCAGAACGCCUCACAUAUUUUCACUGGACACAAACAUAUUUCUGAUAUUCUAACAAAAGAUAACAGUCUUUAGCAUGAAUGUGUAAGAUGCUAUCGAAUAAUUUAUUACAAAGUGAUGUUUUUUGUAAAUGCCAUUUUAUAUUUUGAGCUGUCCAUACUGGUUGUAAAGUCUUUCAAAUUGCCAUUUUUGAUUAAGAUAAUAUUUGUAAUAAAUUGAUGUCACCAUAUCAGUCA